AUGGUCGACAACCCCAACCCCGGUAACUUCCACAACCGACCUCACGAAGAGGUCGAGCAAAUUGCUCGAAAAGGUGGACAGUCUAGCCAUCACAGUGGAUUUGCUUCUAUGGAUACCAAUAAGCAGAGAGAGAUUGCCUCGAAGGGCGGUCACGCUUCACGUGGAAAAUUCGAGCCAGGAAGCCCUAGAGCCAAGGAGGCAGGUCGGAAGGGAGGUCGAUCUGCCCACCAGCAGCCGGAGGAAUAG
Molecule: messenger RNA, 246 nt
Organism: Penicillium crustosum
Lineage: Eukaryota; Fungi; Ascomycota; Eurotiomycetes; Eurotiales; Aspergillaceae
Product: con-10 family general stress protein
Exons: 2
Coding region: 1-246 (81 amino acids)
Source: RefSeq, a predicted model, not a curated record